UCUUCUUACGGUGCCGCCCCGCUCUAUAUAAUAGUCGGGGCCGAAGAAAAAUCUUGGACGGAGGCUAUAACUGUCCCAUGUAUCGUCGAAAUAGAUUAGAUCGGAAGAAACAGGGGUAAACGAAACGAAAAUAUUAGGAGAAUAAAGAGCGACGGGGGUGAAAUUCGCUAUAUCUCUCGAUCGAGAGCGAGUUAUCAGGCUAACGAGCGGACGCGUUCGGCAUUAUCCUGGCAGAAUUUUUCCAGGCGGUCGUAACGCCGUGCUAAUAAGAAUUUAUGUGACUCUCGCGACUCGUCGGUUCGUCGACGAAUCAUCGUUGUAUUCCGCGGAGACGAACGCUCGCCGAUAACAUCGCGCUUCUAGUUGUUCAGUUUUUGCUGGUUUUCGCCGUCACCGCGAGACGAGAGACGACGAGCCAUUACGCAUACGGCGGCCGACAACGAGGACGAUGUCGAAGAUACCGACGGAGCUGCGGCUCCAUUAAGAAAAAUCGAGUUUGUAUGCGAGAGAAGCGAACCGAAUUGCGCGAGCGGAAUACCCUCCAGCCUCUCUUCCUUCUAUCGAUAAGGCCAUCGCGCCGUCUCUAAGGUAAAAGAAGAAAGAAAAAAGGAGGGAGGGAAGGGGUGGAGUAUACCGCAUUGUCGCGCUAGCGACAGUUAUUUACGACGAUAAAUAUUUGAUUACGAUAAAUUACGUAGCGGCUGAGAGGCACGCGAACACGUAUUUCGUAGAACUCGUAACUUCUUCUAUACGUUGCACGUUUCGUUGACUAUUCGCAACGGCGAAAGUAUUCAUCGUGCAUGACUGGUCGUCGGUCGGUCGGUCGGCGGCUCUCUAACUCUAAGCAACCAGCCUCUGGAAUAUCAUCGUGCGUUCCCAUAAAAACCGAUUUCGGAUCGGGGAAAUGCGCGUGUGCGUGCGUGUACGUGCGUGUGUAUAGAGCGGUGACGUUCGAUGGUAGGGGGCCUCGCAAGAAGGUAGCUCGGCCCUGGCCGACCGGGCGCGGAAAGAGGAACGCCGCGGAGUUACGUAAAGGCUGGCUCUGCUCUAUACACACACACACACACACACACUCUCUCUCUCUCUCUCUCUCUCUCUCUCUCCCUCUCUGCCAUACAGUGUGCACACGAGUGCACUUAUUUUGCCCGUGUGUGUAUCGUGCCGCGGCCGCGCGCGAUUUCACACAUACACACGGACGCGUACGGUAACGCGUAUAACGACGCGUAUACCAAUACGCGUGUACUCGUAUAUAAGAGAAAGAGAGUAGAGGAGAGUAUGCAAGCAAGGUCUCGCUCGUGUUGGCGCGAGCACCUUCGAACGCAGCGUACGUCGAUAGGCGUUGCGUGCGGAGACGGGCGGCGAACGCGAAAAGAGCGGCUCGAGUGGCGAUCGUGCACUCGCGAGAUCGACGCUGCCAAUUGGCUUUCUCCGAUAACUUUCAUCCACCUUAAACCUACGCUCCCCGGUUACCCCGGCCCCUCGCUUCUACUCGCUUCUUUUCCACCUUUCUUUAUUCCUUUCCGCGUGCACCACGCGCCACUUUCACUAUCGUCGCGAUCCAAUUCCACUCGGCGAGCUACGACCGACCAGCCUCUAACGCUCUGCUCGCCGACACUCGCGCGACCGAGCCAUUUUUCGAGAGCACGGCGUGGCGUUACGGUACACGGUGCGUUGGGUGAUUUCUAAAAAUAAAAAGUUGCGAGAAGCCCCCGAACGAGAACCACUAGCCUGGCCGAGAACCGAUCGUCUACCACGAGACCGAUAAAAAUACGUCCAUCGAACCGUGCUCCAUGAAUUUUCGAGGAAAAUACGAUCGCUGGGGUCUUCGUCUCUUAGGACGGCGAAAGGGAGACACGGCGAAGCUAGCGGCAGCGGAGUCGUGGUGAAAUUAGAAAUUGCUUCGUUUACGGUACACGCGUGGCUAAUCGCGAUGGCGAACGCGCGGAUCCUCCCAGGUUUUUCCCACAGUUUAUAUGGAACCGAAGGAACGCGAUCGCCAGAGAGCGAGUCGAACAGGCUGGCGUUGCUCGUAAAACGGAUUAUCGAAAUUACGCCCGGAGCAUCUGCCGCUUUUACGCCGAUAUAUCUCCAUCCGAUAUAAAGGAAAGCUUCGGAAUAUUUACUCGAGGCACGGAAGGGUCGCCUCCGUGUUUACGAUAGUCGCUUUCCACUGUCGGUUCUCGUUCUCCACGCGAGGAUGCAAUCUGCCCGGACGAUCUCGCGAGCUCUCGAGAAAGCAGAGGCAUGGCAUAGCAAGAAAGUGCAAGAGAGGAGAAGUAAGGAGUAAACGUUCGUCCACCUCCAACGUGCCACUAUUUUUUCCUCUCCCCUUUCGACCAGUCCAGCAGCAUUUUUCCAUUUUCAGUUAUAUACCGGCGGCGCGAACGAGAUAACGCGAGACCCGCCGCUUCCACAGCGUUCACGUGCGUGAACCGCGGAGGAAACCGUUAGCUUUACAACUGCGAGUCGAGAACGAUGGCACAGACCGCGCGAAACGGCCCCGCUGUAUUAUCUUCCACCUCUUCCUUUCCAACUUGCAACUCGCGUCUCGUCGAAAAUUUACUUACUCGGCGAUUACGGCAAACAAUCGGAGUAAAAUCGCUCUCCUACGUGUAUUCCUAUAUACGUUAUAUCGUAUAUACGUAAUUUCCAUUUUACCGGAAGACGAGCGAAAUGGUACCGAUCGGUCGAGAACAAUCGUAAAAAGGAAAAGACCGAGCUGGGUCCGAUGAAAAAGCAUACCGUCGGACCCGGCAAUUAUCGUGUACGCCCGAUCGGACGGACUCGUCCGCGCAACAUAUAUCACGUGUUCACCUGCAAAAAUGUUUACCGUGCGUGCGAAGGAGCACUUGGUCCCAAGGAGGAGAGGAUCCUAUGCAGGUGGGUACGACGGCCCCUGGAGAAUGUUCGUACGCGGGGCAGGUGGGGCGACUGGCGGUACCCCGUUGCGGGGUUCUGGGCAACGAAAUAUCGCGGGGAAACGGGCGAGGCUACUAAGAGGAAAGAGGAAGAAGCAACGGCCGACGAAGAGCGAGAGAAAGACGAUCGGAGAGAGGAAAAGAAGGCACGAGACCGAGAAGAGAGACGCGGUAGCGAAGGUGGAGGAGGAGGAGGAGGAGGAGGAGGAGGUAGAGCAGCGAGAAGUAUCGGUGGGGCAUGCGGAGGGGUUAGGAGGAGAGGGAGGAGGGCUGGUUGUACCCGCGGAUGAUCCCCAGGUUGAGUCGCGCUGGGUUCAACGUCCUGGCGGGCAGCGCACCCGAGAGCCGAGGCAGGCAGCCGAGCAGCCACCAGACCUCUCUAUACACGCAUACACGCCACGGGAAUCGAAGUAGCGCGUAAAUCGAAAGGGAGAAAUCUGUGGAGCAGAAAAAGAAGGAGACGAAAAGUGGGGACGUUUCAGAGGUGGUUUUGGAUGUUAGAAAGCGCGGGGGUGGCUAAAGAGGCCCCGCCGCAGGGUACGGGUCCCGAUGCCGGUCCCCGUAUCGCAAACCCUCACGCUGACCUCCACCCUCGUGCCCAAGGAGGAGUCAAACAUGCCCUUCAUAGACGACGAGUUACUUUGGUGCCCUGACAAUGACGGCAAAAUGGUCGACUUAACGCAAUGUCUCCAGGAAAGCAGCACAGGGCAAUCGGUAGAAUUUUCCCCGAUGGAAUUGAGUGCUCUUGUGGGGACGCCGGCAGCUCCGAACAUGCCGGCGGAAGAGGGCGAAGGAAUGGCUGGUGUCACAGGUGAGGAACCCUUUGACACGCUAGACACAUUCCUUCGAGAACUGCAAGCUGAUUUGGCUGAAGCCAGUCAACCCACGUCCACUACAACUUCCGUAACCCCUUCCUGUCGACGGCAGAGGUACAACAUCGCGGCUGCCAACCCUUUGUUAGCAGAAAAAUUGGCGGCUCCUUCGUCGCAAGCAUCUCCAACUUCCAUCCCGUAUGCAACGAGGGCAGAGAUCAAAACGGAGAAUAUUCAACCUGAAACGAGUAAAGUGGACACCAGGGAGGUCCAGCCACACGAUGCGAACGAGAAGGAACAACUGAGUCUGGCGAGCGUCAAAGCAGAACCAGGAUCGACCGGUACGACGACCACCACCACGGGAACUCGUCUGUUGCACGGUAUUCUCUCGCAGCAUCCCCAGCAGCACGGUCUAGGGGUGCAAAAUGGAUACGGCCGCCACUUGGCCGGCCAUGCUCAGAUGGGCCAGCCGUCCUACACCACUGCCACGAUCGCCACCACCAGUACGCCAGGAAGCGGAUCACUGCCAGCGAGCCCCGCCGACAGCGGAGUCAGCGACGUCGAAUCCAGCACGUCCUCGGGCGGUAACGAGGACGCGAAUCUUUUAUUGAAAGCGAGGCUCAACCCUAACUCGUCCCUUCAGCCAAGUCUCGCGUCCCAUCAUUCUCAUUUGUCGUCAGCAGCACUCGGCAGGUCAGCCUGUCACAGUCCUGGCGUUUAUCCGUCGACGGCAGGCUUCCUGCCGCCCUCCUAUCAUCCUCAUCAGCAUCAUCCCUCCCAGUACCAUCCGCACAGAGGGAGUUCGCCUCACCAUCAACACGGGAACCAUACGAUGGGCCCGACAAUGGGACCGCCCCACCAUCACCACCACCACCAAACGCAGAGUCUGCAACACUUGCAUUAUCGUCAGCCACCUACACUGUCUGAGAGCUAUAGCAGUUACGUAAAUUCGAUGUACGCCAGUGGAGCCCAAUUUGCCACCCCCUGCACUCCUAGCCCACCACGGGGACCCGGUGGAGUUCCAACGAGCGUGAUUCAAGCAGCAACCAGCUCAGUUUCCGAUGACCUGUACCUGCUGGAAUUAGGUUUCCCCCCACGGUCGAAAAAGAACAAACUAAAAAAGCCGCGUCAAGGGGAUGGCGCCGCGGUGAAAAGGAAAUCUCGCGAAGGUUCGACGACGUAUCUAUGGGAAUUUUUAUUGAAAUUGCUACAGGACCGAGAGUACUGCCCCCGAUACAUCAAAUGGACGAAUCGCGAACGAGGUGUCUUCAAACUGGUGGACAGCAAGGCGGUUUCUCGUCUAUGGGGUUUACACAAGAAUAAACCGGACAUGAACUAUGAAACCAUGGGCAGAGCCCUGCGUUAUUAUUAUCAGCGCGGUAUCCUGGCGAAAGUUGACGGACAAAGGCUGGUCUAUCAGUUUGUGGACGUACCGAAAGAUAUUAUAGAAAUUGACUGUACCGGCGCGUGAGACAGGGUUCGUCCUUCGAGGGAACAGCAGCACGAGAGACGAGCUGUACGGGAAAAGAGUGAUUCGUGUAUUCGUGCCGCGAUCUUACGCGAGAACUUAUCGUUGUCAUUAUCAUCGUCGAGCAGCUCUUCCUGCCACAAUGUGCCCACUUGGCACAACCCUCAGACGAUCUAAAGCAUGCCCUCUCUCUGACUUCGUUUGUUCCUUGUAUUAUAAGUAUAUACCUAUAAAGAUAUGUAUAUUAACUCGCGAAUAGCGGAUGCGCAUGCGCAACAACGCUACCCGCAAGAGGAUGAACGUUUUGUUUUUGUCGACGCGACAGCUGCCACGGUAUACGUAUACAAUUAUAUGUAUAUCGUAAAUUUCGUCCUCCUUUGGUCUUUCUUUUUUUGUUACUCUUUGACGGUGUACGUCGAUAGUAAUCGUAUUAAGCUUUACAACGUCUAAUAUAUAUAAAUGUAUAUUAUACAUAUAUAUGUAUACGUUGAGCUCGUUCAAAUUUGUACAAAAUUUAGUUCUUAAAGAUGCUACGGCACAAAUGUUAUUAAAUGUAUUUUAAUCGAGAGUAAACGAAGAACGGGAAAAAUAAGAUGAAUCUAUUACUUAACGUGUAAACGGGAUAUAGGCGAACAGUUGUACAUUCAAGAGCGCGAUAAAUUAUUUAUUGUAUAUUAGACGAUUAUAUAUGUUACCUAGAACGAGAAAAAGAAGCAGAAAUUGUUACAUACGUGUCGACGAAGGGAACCAUAAGGAAGCAAAGGGGAAGUAGAACUUAUAUAAAGUGCACGCACGCGAACGUGGAGAGUUUAAAGAGAAAAAAAAAAAAACGAAACGAAAUGAGGGCUGUGAAAAGAUUCAGAAAGGAGAAAAAUACGAGUGCAGAAAUGAUAAAGAUGUUGAAAAAGUUUUACGGAGCGAGCUCAGGGAGAGGUACACAUAUAUACAAACACACACCUGUACACUACACGUCUACACAGACACACACUGUACACACACUAUAUUUUUUUAAAUAUAAGCAAAAAAGGGCGACUCUUCUAUUUGAGCUGAGGGUUCAACAAUGUAAGGUGCUGGCUAUACACACGAGGUCCAAGAAUGUUAUUUAGCAAGCUAGUGUUAUUAAUUCAUAAAAAAAUUAUUGAAACAGACAUAUAUCUCUGUAUAUAUAAAAAUACACCUUUAGUAUAUAUAUUAUUGAAUAUUAUAUAUAUAUUAUAUGAAUAUAUAUUGUAUGUUAUGUAGUAAAUGGAGCGAGUUAAUGUGUCUAUGAGAUUCUUCUGUCACGUCUGCGUAGAAGGAAGUUUAAAUAACCGUCUAUCCGUACGAUGUCUCUAUUCGUGUCUUAUAUAUCUUAUAUGUGUACAUAUGUAUAUAUAUAUGCAUAUAUAUAUAUAUAUAUAUAUAUAUAUAUAUAUAUAUAUACACAUAUAAAAAGCAAUCACUAUGGAAGCAUUAUCGUUUCUCUUUUGUGUUGCAUGUUUUUUUAUAAGUUCUCCACAUUAGGAUCAAACGAUAAUGAAUCAAUUUGCACGAUCAGCGAUUCGAUUACGUGGCCCGCGAGGAAAAAAAACGCACAUCCGCGUGAUUUUCAUGCUCAGCUAGAAUCAGAGAUAUCGUACUUUUCUAAACGUUUAGAGUAUAAUAGCCUUCUUGAUAUACGGGGCAGAGCGUUCGAAACAUGAUGAUAAGUUAGAGAGAAAAUUAAUUUAUUGAGCAGCAGCCCGCCCCUGAAUACGGACGUGACGUGCGAGUGCAAGCGUAUCCUAUAGAAAUAAGUUUUGUACAUAAAAAUUCGUUGAGAGCAUACUUAGAAGAACAUUACGCUGGUUAAUCUUCGUAAUCGUGGAUAAAUGAAAAGAAACAAAAGAAAACGAGAAACAGGAGAGACAGGUAGAACACGAGAGAUACGAACGCGACAUACCUCUAAGGUGUUACCUCUCGCUGCAAGUUGUUCUUCUUGACGAUCAUCUCCAAACAAUUCAGAGAAGAAAACGGUAAUACAGUAAAUAAUAGAUAAAAAACGAUCAAGUGCUGCCAAUAAUGCCUGUAAACGGUCCCUUGCAUUUUUUUACCACUUAAAAAAGGAAACGAUGGAAAAAGAACAAUGAACAUAAAAAGAAUUAAUACGCGCGGUUUAUUCGAAUCAAGAAGAAAUGUCUUGGGACGCCAGACAUACCAGAUGAUACAAAGCGAAUUGCCUUCUUGUAAUUAACAAAGACGUGUUGCCUUCUAACAAAGAAAACAUAUUAAAGAAAAAAAUUCUAGCAAUUUGUAUUUGUAAUACAAUCGACUUUGUCCGGGUACUUAAAGAAAACCUUUAACCCUGUAUAUCAUCCCCCCUUUGUCAGCAUAGAGUUUUGUAACUUUUGUCAAGAGAAACAUAAUAAUAAUGAUAAUAAUAGUAAUGAAAAAAAAGAUAAAAAAAAUUGAGAAGCGUUUUUGGUACACGAAGACUUUUUUCAUAUCGCACUUUGCAUACACGUAUCAGAUGAAAAAUAUACUUAAAAAAUACAAUAAAAAAAGAUAAGAUGAAUAUAAUGAAAGAGAGGGAGUGAGAGAGAGAGAGAGAAAGAGAGUGAAAGAGAGAAAGAGAGAGAGAGAAUGAAAUGAAAUACAUCAGAGUACAAUGGACAAAAAAGCAAGUACCUAUAAAUAGUACCACUUCUAUACAUAACAUCCACUUAUAAACAAUGAAUGGACAUUGCAACAAAAAAAAUCCUAUUUUUAGGUAAAUUAAAUUUACAUAUACAUAACGAUUGACUACGCUACAAGAUAUUUUAACAAAUAAGACUUUACUGUAAUAGGGAUAAAUCUAUAAUUAUUUACCUGUAAAAUAAUACGAAGACACGAUGGAUUGACGUAAGGAACUGUAAUGUAACGUUCUGUGAUUCGUUGUUUGUAGGUGAAAUUUAAUAAAAGAUUACUGUAUCAUAA
Bombus huntii is the source of this 8132-nucleotide messenger RNA. RefSeq names its product ecdysone-induced protein 74EF (gene Eip74EF). The coding region runs from base 3468 to 5201 and encodes 577 amino acids. The transcript is spliced from 9 exons. Gene Ontology annotation, molecular function: DNA-binding transcription factor activity, RNA polymerase II-specific; sequence-specific DNA binding. Gene Ontology annotation, cellular component: nucleus. Gene Ontology annotation, biological process: cell differentiation; regulation of transcription by RNA polymerase II. The record is from RefSeq and is a predicted model, not a curated record. NCBI's taxonomy places the organism in Eukaryota, Metazoa, Arthropoda, Insecta, Hymenoptera, Apidae.